CUUAACCGUCAUCAGAGUGGCGGGCUUCCAACCAAUCGUAGUGUUCGCGGUCUUCAAUCAGCAUUUCAAGAACCCUACCGAGGAAAGGCGCACAAGCUGCUUAUCAAGGUAUUGAACAAGUAUUGGCAGUCGAGUGUCGGGAUCGAACCAAGCCAGAGACCAUACAAUUGGUCUCUAUCAGUCAUCCAGUCUUCGGGUAUGGGGAAAUCCAGAAUGGUCAAUGAAGCCGCGCUCUCCGUAUUUACGAUUCCAAUCAAUAUUCGUGAGGAGCUGGGCCCUAAUCUCAAAACCUAUCCCCCUCCGGACAGGCAGUUUCGCGACUAUUUUCACGGACACGACGUAAAAAGCGAUAUUCGGCUGCAGGCAGAGUAUGCAAUUCUAUUGAGCGUGCUGUUCACGAAGGCCACCGAACUUCUUGAGAAACCCAUUUUCAAACAUGAAACAGGAGCGGCGCUAGCGAGCCAAUGGGCUGAUUAUCUCGACGAUGGACAGACUGAUAUCGAAGCUGGUACGAAUAGGAACGAGUUUCUGGAUUCUGUGGCGAAUCGGGCAUACCAGCUUCAAUUAGUGGAGCUAGGCCUUCUACAGCAAGAUCAAAAAACAGCCCAAACGAAACUGGACGACUCCAUAAACCGAAUGCAGGACUCGUGCCGCAAGUUUGUCAAGGCCAUCUCUAGUUACGAAGGGAGAGCAAAAGAAGUCAAAGGCAUCGUAUAUUUUGACGAAGCUCACCAGCUUACCGAACCCAUCCCACCGGGAAGGAAGACCGACGCAAGGAGUCGCUCACCCUAUCACAACCUUGGCAUAGUGCUAUCUGAGCUAAUCGAUUUCCCCGUUUUCUUCAUUUUCUUAUCUACGAGCUCUCAUCUCCAGACAUUCGCUCCCUCGCCCGCCAGCCAUCCCUCAGUUCGCAUUGCUCAGGGCCUCCCUCCUUUCACCGAGCUGCCGUUCGACAUCUUUGUGGGCGAAGUAUUUGAAACUUUGAAAAGCCAGGGGAAAUUUUUCAGCCUUGAAAACGUGGGCCAAACGAGUGUGAUGGCAGGAUUUGGACGGGCCCUAUGGUAUGUCCACCACAAAGCCUGGUUGGAUCAUCAAGGAUUUCCCGUUAUAUCGUUCGCCGGAGAGAAACUGUUCGCGCAAGGGAACAAAGCGCGAGUAUUCCACUCUUUAAUCGCUGCUCUGGGGGUUCGCAUCGGGAUAGCUUUCGACACUACCACUCAAGCCUCGAAGACCAUGGAAUCAGAACUCGUCGAAUCGCACAUGCGUGUUGUUUAUGCCAUCCCCGAGCAUCGUGAGUUUAUGCGUGCCGGAUCGCCCUCUGAGCCUAUACUGGCUGAGGCAGCAGCGAGGCGUCUGAAUGGCCCUUCGGAUGGCAAUGGAAUAGAAAUUCAAGGCCCAGAAAUCCUAGCUCAGGCUUGCACAAAGGGACUUCUUGCGAAGGGAGUGCGUGGGGAAAUCUGCGGCCGACUUCUUGUGACCAUUGCACAUGAUAUCGCCGUCCGACAAAAGCACUCUUUGCCAGAUCUUUACUCACCUGACCCACAUUUCCAUCGACCUGUCCAUGUCCUCGACUUUCUCAGGGCUCUAUUUGCGAAGCAAUUCGAAACUGUGAUAUUGAAAGCCAACUCGGUGACGGCCAGGGAGGGUAUCCCUAAUUUGGAAACAGCAUUUGCGAAUGCUUACAUCUUUUUUUCCCAUUUCGCUCUGGCCAAAAAUUCCGAGAUGCUCUCUGCUCGAAACUUGGCGGUAGCUCUACUGCGUGGCAUGGCUCUGCAAGCCAAAGAUCAUCAGGAGUCGAUCGAUGCCGUUAUCCCUGUUCAUAUGGGUGACCCAACCGAGUCUAUCUCGCCGGCAUCGACAUCAGCGAUUAACUUGCAAUUCAGGAAUCGGAAAGAGGCCAAAUAUUGCCGCGUACCUCGCCAGACCACUGUUCCAGAUGAAAAGGUGGCAGUAAUAUCCAUCAUUUUCGAGUUUGGAGCCAGGAAGAUAGGGGAGCCUGGACUUGUGACCGUUACUAAAGACAUACCUCACGACGCUCGCAGCUCUGCCAGCAAAUUACACAGGGACGACCAUCAUUAUGAAAUUGUCGCUCACGGUUGCAUAUCGGAGACUUUCGCGGCGAUUCCAUCGGCUGUCGAGUCACAGUACCAGUCUAUCCUCUCGGCUCAGACUAUUGUUGAGGACUUUCCUCGGGCAGGAGACGAGGAAUGUUUGCAGGCGUUUGAAAACUUAAGACCGUUCUUUGAUGGCCUUCAAGAACCAGUGAAGUGGAGAAAAUGAUGAAUUGUAUGUACGUGCAUGGUAUUGAUGACCAAGAUCCUAGGAAUGUAUGUAUGACGCAGCAAAUCACAGUGGGAAGUAACCCCGGUGGAUGGUAUAGGGUUGCCCCGGUACCGGCCCUGCUAGGUAGUAGGGAGCCCCAUUACUAUCUGACCGGGCAAACCAUCAGAGUUCGAGUGCCGGGGCUUCCUAUCAAACAUGCGCAGUCUGACAGGGUACCCCGGAAGAACUGACAGGAUGGCCUGGAAGUUAUUGAUAGCCU
Messenger RNA from Cantharellus anzutake, 2542 nucleotides. RefSeq lists its product as uncharacterized. NCBI's taxonomy places the organism in Eukaryota, Fungi, Basidiomycota, Agaricomycetes, Cantharellales, Hydnaceae. The coding region runs from base 199 to 2280 and encodes 693 amino acids. The record is from RefSeq and is a predicted model, not a curated record. The transcript has 5 exons.